GGGUUUCUCUCCCUUCCCUUCCCUCCCCUCCCCGUAUGCCUCUCCGUCCUCCCUUCCCCGAGCUCGCAUUAGGAUUAGCCGGAGGGAGGAAGGAAACCAGGAAAAUAUAAUAUAAUAUAUUAUAAAAAGAGAGGAAAAGUGAAAAAGGUUCGAGAAGAACUCAGGAAAGCCCAAUCGAGAAGAGGCUUCUUAUAUUUUUUGGUCGCGCAAGAAAAGUCCCCUUGUUUGUUUAUUUAUUUUUCUUUCCUAACGCUUCCCUUUUAAUUAUUCCUCCCUCCCUCCCUCCCUCUUUUAAAUUGCCUUGCUGCUAGCGGAUCCAGGCCUGCUACAUAUAUAAUAAUACGUAUAUGUAUAUAUUUUGAAUCUUUAGGGGUGGCAGCAGGGGAGAGAGGAGGUUGGCUUUCCUUUGUUCCUUUCCUCUUUUUCUCCCUACCUGCAUUGUUCGCACCUUGUUAUCUCGAGAGUGGAUCUCUGAUGGGAUGGGUGUUUAGGUGAGUGUCGGCUAGAUCUCAACUCGAACUGGGUCAAUAGAGUGUUUCCUGAAGUGAUCCUUCUGGUAACCCCUCUUUUUCUCUAUCUUUCUUCUCCUACUCUGCUCCUCGCCAGUCUUUCCUUUUCAGAAUCCUCUGGGGUUUGUUUGGGAAGGCGUUGAGGCGAAAGACCGACAGUCCAGCUCCAUAGUAUUGUCUUGCGUAGCUUCCCAGCAAACGCCCCCUCUCCCUCCAGCCCCGAACAAACAAACAAUCAUCAAAAGAGACGAGAUCGAGACUCUUUUUUUUUUUUUUUUAAUUUUUAUUUUUAUAGAGAAACGAAAGGAAAGCAGGAAGGGCGCUUCUUGCGCAUAUAAAUCCUUCCAGAUCAGCCCCAUUAUUCUCCCGGCCGGACAUUCCAUCCCUCUUCGCUUCCAUUUCUAUACUUCUCUUCUUUCGCCUUCGCCCUCCUCCUCCGCCGCAACUCCGAGGGAGACCAUGGAGAGGGUGUCGUCGACGACGAUACUCCCGGAAACGCUCCAGGGGGCUCGGGACGACAUCACAGAGCAGAUGGGGCUGGUGUGGCAGCAGAUCAAGGCGCCGGUUAUCGUCCCCUUGCUCCGCCUCACGGUGUUCCUCUGCCUGGCCAUGUCGGUGAUGCUGUUCGUCGAGAAGGUGUACAUGGCCGUCGUCAUCGUCAUCGUCAAACUCUUAGGGAAGCGGCCCGAGAAGCGCUACAAAUGGGAGCCCAUGCGGGACGACCUCGAGCUCGGCAACUCCGCUUACCCCAUGGUCCUCGUCCAGAUCCCCAUGUACAACGAAAAAGAGGUGUAUCAGCUGUCCAUCGGAGCCGCAUGCGGGCUAUCGUGGCCGUCGGAUCGGAUCAUAAUCCAAGUGCUUGAUGACUCCACCGACCCUGUUAUUAAGGAUCUGGUGGAGGUGGAGUGCAAGAGGUGGGCGAGCAAAGGGAUCAACAUCAAGUACGAGAUCCGGGACAACCGGAACGGAUACAAGGCCGGGGCGCUCAAGGAGGGCAUGAAGCACAGCUACGUCAAGGACUGCGACUACGUCGCCAUCUUCGACGCCGACUUCCAGCCGGAGCCCGACUUCCUUAGCCGCACCAUCCCUUUCCUCGUCCAUAACCCCGAGAUCGCCCUCGUCCAGGCCCGCUGGAAGUUCGUCAAUUCGGAUGAAUGCUUGAUGACAAGGAUGCAGGAGAUGUCCCUGGAUUACCACUUCACUGUGGAGCAGGAAGUGGGAUCCUCAACCUAUGCCUUCUUUGGCUUCAAUGGUACCGCUGGGGUGUGGCGGUUAUCAGCUCUUAGUGAAGCAGGAGGUUGGAAAGAUCGGACCACAGUAGAAGACAUGGAUUUAGCUGUUCGAGCAAGCCUUAAGGGUUGGAAGUUCGUAUUCCUUGGAGACAUCAAGGUUAAAAAUGAACUACCAAGUACUCUCAAGGCUUACCGUUACCAGCAACACAGGUGGUCUUGUGGACCAGCAAAUUUGUUCAGAAAAAUGUUGUUGGAGAUUGCAAGGAACAAGAAAGUAUCUCUCUUCAAGAAAGUGCAUGUGAUCUACAAUUUCUUCUUUGUGCGGAAGAUUGUAGCCCAUAUUGUAACCUUUGUGUUUUACUGUCUGGUAAUCCCUGCAACUGUUUUGGUCCCUGAGGUGGAGAUACCAAAGUGGGGUGCAGUUUAUAUCCCCUCGAUCAUUACCCUUCUCAAUGCUGUUGGAACUCCAAGGUCUCUUCACUUGCUCGUCUUUUGGAUCCUUUUCGAGAAUGUCAUGUCUUUGCACAGAACGAAAGCAACUUUGAUUGGCCUGUUGGAAGCAGGGAGAGUGAAUGAAUGGGUGGUCACAGAGAAGUUGGGAGAUGCUUUAAAGAUGAAAAUGGCCACCAAAUCCGCCCGGAAGCCACGGAUCAGGAUAGGUGACAGAUUACAUCUGUUGGAGCUUGGUGUUGGAAGCUAUCUCUUCUUCUGUGGGUGUUAUGAUGUGGCCCUUGGAAAGAACCAUUACUUCAUAUACCUCUUCGUCCAAGCAGCUGCUUUCUUCAUUGUUGGUUUUGGUUAUGUUGGCACCUUCGUCUCCCAUUCCUAAUGGACCUUGGCUGGAUGUCUUGCCAAUGCCUUUGAUAUUCAUUGUUCUGCCAUCAUGUCUUUCUGACGUCAUGCAUAUACGCAUGAUCAGCCUCAUUUGAUGUUUGUGCCACAGAACAAAUUCAUGUAUAGGAAGCUCCAUUAGUCUCCACUGCUGCGAAGCAUUCUUGCGUGGAUAGAAUUCACUUGUGAAUAGUCUAUUUUAUAAGUACAAGUGUUGCUGUCUGCAGAAAUCUAUUAGACACAAAGGAGAUCAGAGACAAUGAACAAGCAGGAAGUUUUGGGUCUCCUUCAGAGAAGCUGCAGCAGCAGAGAUAAAACUUUAAUCUGAUGUUGAUAAUGUGUAAAGAAACACGUUUAGAUGGAUUUUGAGUGGUGGAUUUUUCAAGUUUUUCUUCUUCCCCUUUUCUUUGCAAGUUUAUGUUUGAGAGAGAAAAAUAAGAUGAUAGCAUUAAAGUGAAUUUCGGAAUUGCUUUUUUUUAUUAUUAUUAUUUCUAUCUUAGCCUUUUGCUUUGUAAUAGGGAGAUGGCACAGGUGGUCGGUUUUGGGUAAAAUUUACUGUUCCAUGCUC
Phoenix dactylifera (date palm) is the source of this 3140-nucleotide messenger RNA. RefSeq names its product glucomannan 4-beta-mannosyltransferase 9. Lineage: Eukaryota; Viridiplantae; Streptophyta; Magnoliopsida; Arecales; Arecaceae. The record is from RefSeq and is a predicted model, not a curated record. Gene Ontology annotation, cellular component: Golgi apparatus. Gene Ontology annotation, molecular function: mannan synthase activity.